GAUAGUGCGUCCAGUAAAGAGAAACCUCAAAAAACGAGAAAGGCCACAGAUGUCGCUCGGAGAAGGUGUUCAAAGCGGUGAACAGGAAGUGACAGAAGUACCCGCACCAACGAAGUCAGAACCAGAGAAAGCGCCAGCAGAAGGGGCAACGGCACCACAAUCCGGAGGAGGAGCACCAGAAACGGCAAGUCCAACGAAGGAUAGCGGGGUUCAAAAUGCAAAAGAAGAAAAGGAGGAGACAAACGAGGGAGAAGCGAAACAACAAGAAGAAGCUAGGGAUGAAGACGAAGACGACGACGACGAAGAAGAAGAGGAAGAGGAAGAGGAAGAAGAGGAACAAGAAAAAGAAGGGGAAGGAGAGGUCGAUGCGAAAGAGAAUGAAGAGGAAGUGACAAUGAAAGAAGGAGCUGUUAACGGCACCACAGAGGGGAUCUCAGCAGGCAGUCAAGAGCAGCCAAGUUUACCUUCUGGCGCGGAGGGAGCAUCGAAUAUAACAAAUCCCAACAGCACACCAACAACUGGAGACGAUGACCCAGCAGCUGAUGGUGCAGAGACACGAGAAGAAAAACAAAAUGAAAAUAAAGAUGCCAAUCCGAAAGAAACACCAGUGACGGCGGCAGCCACGAAAAAUACAACGGCGACGACUGGCGACAGUGACGGCAGCACCGCGGUCUCCCACACCACCCCCCCUCUUUUGCUUCUUUUUGUUGUUGCGUGUGCGGCUGCGGCUGCGGUGGUGGUCGCGUGA
Trypanosoma cruzi is the source of this 748-nucleotide messenger RNA. RefSeq names its product mucin-associated surface protein (MASP), putative. The record is from RefSeq and is a predicted model, not a curated record. The transcript has a single exon. NCBI's taxonomy places the organism in Eukaryota, Euglenozoa, Kinetoplastea, Trypanosomatida, Trypanosomatidae. The annotation marks the transcript as partial.